Molecule: messenger RNA, 1631 nt
Organism: Cydia splendana
Lineage: Eukaryota; Metazoa; Arthropoda; Insecta; Lepidoptera; Tortricidae
Exons: 1
Coding region: 174-1631 (485 amino acids)
Source: RefSeq, a predicted model, not a curated record
UCUCGGCACGGCACUCGUACGGGUCAGUCGCUUUGUUGCCUAUUGUCUGUUACCAAGUGCAGCGUCGAGCGAUAAGGAAAUAAUAGUGUGCCGGUAACCGGUUCUAUGUACCGGCCGGCCGGCGGGCUAGUGUUUGUUGUUUACGAGGUUUACGACUAAUUACAAAGUAAGAGAUGGGCGAUGGAAAUGCGAAAGAAAUGCCUUUACCGAUGUCACGAAACAAUUCUUUAGUUGAGGCGGAAAUGUUAGAACCAGAACAAUACCAAAAUAAUGAGUUAGGAGAAUUAGAGGUAAACGGGGAAGUAGAUACUUCUCGGCCACCGAAACGGAGUUAUGAUGAGAAUCAGUGGGAGAUAGUUGGCGAUAAGAAAGGAAAAAAAGUUAAGGCAUGUACCGAAACAAUAGAAAUAUUUAUAUCCUCUUCGGAAAAACUGCCAAAGCAGUUUGCACUUGCAAAAUUAUUUAAAGAAAAUAACAUCACGGAUAUUCAAAAGAUUAAAUAUUUGAACCCAUAUAAAAUACGUGUAGAAAUGUCAAGCGAAAUAAAUAUUGACAAACUGGAAAACUCCAAAGUAGCAAAAGAGAAGGCCUGGCGUAUUCAGAGACCGAUGGAGAAGUCUCUUUCCUACGGAGUUAUACGGGACGUAGACAUGGAGUUGACAGAUGAAGAAGUGUGCAAGAGUAUACAAUAUGAUAAACCAGCGGAACUGUUGUCGGCUUUCAGACUUAAGAAACGCGAUAGUAACUGCAAGGAAGGCUGGUCAUUGAGUGAAGUUGUACGCCUAUGCUUUAAAGGGACUUUUUUGCCGCCUUUCGUAUUUGUGGAUGGGUUAAGACUCAAAGUGGACCCGUAUAUAUUUCCCGUUUCGCAAUGUUCCCGGUGCUGGAAACUAGGUCAUUCGCAAAAAAGAUGUCCUUCUAGUAGAAUAAUAUGUCCGAAGUGUGGGAACAAUCACGCAAACUGCGAAACAACCGAAUUAAAAUGUGUUAAUUGCGAGGGCCCCCAUAUAUCACUCUCUCGGUCGUGCCCAGUUUAUUUAAAAGAAAAAAGACUUCGAGAGCUAAUGGCAGAGUAUAACUGUACCUACAGAAAAGCUUUAGAACUAUAUGUUACGCCCGAGUCGCCUGACAGAAAAGAAUGCUUCGAUUUUCCGAAGUACCAUUCUUUCCCGAAAUUAAAGUUUUCAGAAUGUACCGCCGAGUCCGCCCUACCCAGUCAACCAACUCAAGAAAAGUCCUUUGCCAAGAUAGUGGAAACAAAAGCUAUGAUACACCAAGAAAACGUAAGGCAAGAGCCCCAAACGCGUCCGACAAAAUCGAAAAAAGAAAGAUCUCGAGAAGAAAACAACGUGGACACUUUCUUGAACAACUUCUUGCUUAGCAGCGAACGGGAGGAAAAUCUUGAAAACGAUAAUAAACAAGAUCAAAAAGAAAAAAGUGUGGACUUUAGUGAGCUAGUGGACCGCUUGAAAGAAAUUAUAUUCUUAAAAGAAGUAUCGGUGCAGAUGAAAGUUCUUAAAGUGAUAAAGUGUUGCAUACAGUGGAUUAUAUUAUUGUGUGUAGAAAAACUGUCUUGCUGGCCGAUUUUAAAAAGUGUCAUGGAUUUAUUCAUAAAUGAUAAUGGGAAGUAA